AUGCCUUCAUCCCAGUUGGUUCAUAUCCUCGUGGCAACGGCUGCUCUGCUUGUAACCAGUGAUGCUCAGGAAACAUGUCCACAACUUAUAGGUAAGCUUGGAUAUAAUCAAGGGCCUGGGAGAUGUGAGCAGGAGGAUGUGAAGUGUCUGCAUUUCACAACUGAAUUUAACAGGAAUAUGUUCAAGAGAAAAUGAUUUCCACAUUCUUAAAAUCCAAAUACAUGCUUCAUAUGGAGUAAAACUGGAAGGUUACUGAUUGAUUACAUGGUCAUAUCAAAAGACACAUGAAUCUGGACCAUGUGGAAAGCUCAUGGUCUGUACCAUUCGGACCUGUGCUUUUUUGGAUUCCCUCCCUGCUCCCCUGGUAACAGCUUCCCUAGAUUGCUUCUGCAUCCUAUUCUUGUAGUUAGAGUUUGCCUACAGGACAAACUAAUCCACAUCUGUUAUGGAUGUGGAGCCAAACCAAAUACUACAGACAAGUAACCUGCUUAUCCUUUCCCAGCAUUUCUCCAAAAUGUACAAACUUUCUUUUUAACUAAAAGGCAAUUGACAGUAUACAGAGGGAUAAGAUUCUAGUGUGCUUCUGCAGACCACCUUUAAGGUGUUGUGCUUGUAAUGCAAAUGUUUGAAACCCCUCAAAAGAGAAUUCCUUCUUUGUUGCAUUUUGGUCAGUUCUAAUUUGUGGGGAACUUUUAAGUAGUUCUAAAGAUGAAUGUGAAAUAAAUGCAGACGGUCUUUAACGUGUGUGCCAGGUUUUCAUCCUUCUAUUUUUCACUUCAGCAGGUCCUCCAGGUCCUCCUGGACACCCUGGACCACAAGGGUUAAAGGGCAGACAAGGCGAGAAGGGAGAUCAUGGGAUACCAGGUGACUAUGGGUAUCAUCUUUAAAAUAGCAUUUUAGUCCAAGUGUUUGCCUUCAGGUAGAUUUUACAUGCAUGGAGGUUGAACAAGGAACUGUGUGCCACUUGGCCCUGUCUCUUGCAUCGUAUGACCUACCAGCUCUUUCCACAACAUAUGCACAUUUAGUGCAACGUCUAAAAAGAUAAACCUACAAACUGUACGCACCUGGUCUCUCGUAUGACUAGAAAUCCUAGUCACACAAAUUUAUGUUUGUAGGCUCCCUUUUUCAGAGGUCACACUAAAUGCUCGGAUGUUGGAGUGGAAGUGACGAGCUGUAUGGAAUCGGGGUGGAGCCAACAGACAUAGUCCUACUCUCCCUAGCAUGUGCUUCUUCCAGUCCUAGGAUAAGGCUUGGAGAUACUUGGAGCUGCCACCUUGCUGAAGCUAAGCAGGCCAAGGUCUGCUCACUGCUUGGAUGGGUGACCACUUGGCAACCUCAUGGAUGCCACAAUGGUUUCAGUGAUGGUGGAAUAAAGGCAGGAUAUAACUGAAAGAAAAUAAAAAUAAAUUUGCUAUGUGCAUGGAGGCAAAAGUCUGAUUCAGAUCCUUGUGCUUGUCUAAGGUUGAGAUUAGAGAUGUUGGAAAAUUUCACAGUAAUUGAACUUGAAUGCGAGUUUUGCCAUGUUCACUCUUUGCCAGUGUGGUAUAGUGGUUAAGAGUGGUAGUCUCGUAAUCUGGGGAACCGGGUUCGCGUCUCCGCUCCUCCACAUGCAGCUGCUGGGUGACCUUGGGCCAGUCACACUUCUCUGAAGUCUCUCAGCCCCACUCACCUCACAGAGUGUUUGUUGUGGGGGAGGAAGGAAAAGCAGAUUGUUAGCCGCUUUGAGGCUCCUUAGGGUAGUGAUUAAGUGUGAUAUCAAAUCCAAACUCUUCUCUUCUUUGCCAAUUGUCCAAGCCACUCAGGUUUCAUGCAAGUGCUAACAAUAUUUUAUGGUACUAGAUUUAAAAAAAUAAUAAUAAUCAUGAAUUUAACGACAAUGAUUUUGAACCCUGGCUAUUAUGCUAAUGGUGCUCUGUUUGGUGUUUGGAGUUACUGUCCGAGCUGAUGUGAUGAAAUGUAUAUUCCAUUGAACUCUGUGUUAUUGAGGUUUGAUGGUAGCGAUUAAUAUUCAUAUUAAUAUUCUGUCUCUCUGCAUAUAUUAUAUGAUUGGGAUGAGGGGAUAAGGUAGUAAAGCUUAAUAGUACUAGUCUGUGCUUUUUUCCUAGAAAAACCAUGAAGUUGUUACAGUAAGUGACACACUUUACAACAACAAAAGAGGUGCAGGUACUGAGUACCCCCUGAGUACCUCCUUAAAAAACCACUGGCACUAGUCCAUAAAGGAAUUUUUGUGUGUGUGUGUUUUUUUAAAGAAAUAAUGGUUCUCUGAUCAUCUCCCAGAAGUAGCUGAGGUAAUCCUACCAAUGAAAUGGCUCGCUAAUCUGCAAAAUCAUAAUUGCUUAGACAUUAAUGCCCCAAGUAACAAAAGUAUCAUAACCAGACGGAGGAGCCUGCAGGAGAGAUGGCAGUGGAUGGAAGCAAAAAUAUGGCCUAUACUGUAAAUUACUACACUGGUUGCAUCCAGCAUAGUUCACAGUCACAAUAUGAAGUUACCAUAAGGACGCAUUAUAAGUACGGGAGAAGAGAGCACAGCACUACAAGGCUUAAAGCAAGGGUAGGCAAACUAAGGCCCAGGGGCUGGAUCCAGCCCAAUCGCCUUCUAAAUCCAGCCUGUGGACGGUCCGUGAAUCAGCGUGUUUUUACAUGAGUACAAUGUGUCCUUUUAUUUAAAAUGCGUCUCUGGGUUAUUUGUCGGGCCUGCUUGGUGUUUUUACAUGAGUAGAAUGUGUGCUUUUAUUUAAAAUGCAUCUCUGGGUUAUUUGUGGGGCAAAGGAAUUCAUUCAUUUCCCCCCUCAAAAUAUAGUCCUGCCCCCCACAAGGUCUGAGGGACAGUGGACUGGCCCCCUGCUUAAGAAGUUUGCUGACCCGUGGCUUAAAGUAAAACUACAUAGACAGAGCACAACAACACAAUUGAAGACUGAGCAAACUUUAAAACUGGCAAAUAGUAAAACAAAGUGUUUUGUUCAGUUGCAAACACAAACCCCAUUAGAUUCCAAAAAUAUAGAAAGAGGUAUGUCAGAAUCAAUGGGACACUGCAAGACAAACAAAUCACAAUACACCUGUGGCAUCCACCUGGUUACUUGUUGAUGGGCAAUGAAUAACAGAAGCAGUACAGUAAAUAGUGAUACCCAUUACAUAAGCAAUGCUCACAACACUGUCAGGAGAGCGGAAACAAUAAUGUUAUUUUCGCAAAACACCAGGUCAGGCCAAGAUCAUACAAAUUUAACAAAAUGCAAACCACAGCCGACUGAGUCUGAGUUAGAAUAAAAUGAUGAAAUGACAGAACAUCAAACCCCAUGCCUAGUGGGGAUGGUCACCUCUGGUUUUCACUAAGCACUUUGCCCCUUAACUAAAUCCAGUGAUAGGUGAUCAGUCUCAAUAAUAAGGUGGGCACAGACCAGCAGCACAUUAUUAUGAGAUCAUCAAUUUCAAGGGGGAGACAUCACGUGCUUUACUUUACAAAUCGCUGAGGCAGCUGCUGGACAUUCAAAGCACAUCUCCCCUCCCUAAAGGACCCUGGGAAAUGUUGUUUGGCCCUCACAGAGCUACAACUCAAAGCACUCUUAACAAACUACCAUUCCCAGGAUACCUGGGCAGUGCAUUUUUCUGGGGGGAUGCAGGGGUACGAACACCCCAAAACAUUUCGUGAAUCUAAGUUUGGCCUCAUUGAGGGGCAGUAUUUCAACAUAGGUAGGAAAAUGAAAGUACCCCUAAACAUUUUUUUAGAAAAAAAAGCACUGUACCUGGGUGGGUGGGUGCUUUAAAUAUGUGGCUUUGUAUACAGCCUAAGUCAGGGGUCAGCAACCUAAGGCCCAUGGGCCAAAAGCGGCCCGCGGAGGUUGUUUGACCGGCCCACAAGCCGCCCCUGAACUGAACCUCCUGCUCUCACGCUACACUAAACUGAUGCAGUGCGACAGAGGGACUCGCUUCUGUGGGGCCGAAAAUUGCGUCUGUGCAGACGCCGAAAAUCACACGUGCGAUCCAGCCCAUGGAGGGAUCUCUGCGGGACCGAUCUGACCCAGGCAAGAUAAACCUUGCUGACCUAAGUGCUGCGGAAGUCUUUCUCCCAGCCACAUGGAAAGAUAAAAGAGCAAGGAACAUGAGACCUGUGGGUGUAGGGUGGCAUAUCAAUUUGAUUAAAAUAAAAUAAAUACUUGUGCUUCUUCUAGCUUGCAAACAUAGCACUAAACUAUGGCCUAGUGUGAACUGACAUGUGGGUCCCCCCCCCCUUCACUUUUAUUCAUUUGUUAUUUUCUGCACUCACAAAACCCUCUCCCCAUUUUCUCACCUUCUGGUGGAUGCACUCCUUAAUUUUUUAACUCCUUUCAGUACUGUUGAAGUUUAUAAAAUUAUUAUUUUUUUAAUUGCCCUUGGCUUCAGCACACCUAAGCCACACAGUGUUCCUUAGGCUAUGGUCCAAACCCCUGGCUGGAAGUGGCAGGGCUUAAGGGAGUGGCAUAGGCACCGCCACAUCCACAGCCCCAUCAACCAGGGCGGAAGGAGCAGGGAAGAUGCCCAGAUUGGGUCUGUUGCUACAUUCCCUGCCCCAAAAUGCUUGUUUCAGGGCUGAUUUGGGGUGUUCCUCACCAGCAAGGGAAACAGGCAGGGCUGACGGGCACUUUCACCUCCUCCAGUUCAGCUGUUUAGUGCUCUGAAAAUGUAACGAAUGUUUCCAGAGAGAGUUUGAGAAUCACAGCUGAGCUAAAUGAGUUUAUGGGAAAGUUACAGGGGGAAAUCACAUAUAAUCCCAAUGAAUAAGGCCAUAAAUGUGAAACCAUAAACCUGCUAUCAUCAAUCAGUCUAAAAGCACCAAAUAUUAAUUAUUCUUUUCAUUGCCCCGCAAGAAUCUUGGUGAACUAGAAAAGUAAUUCCAGCUCUGUUCGUUAGUUCUGUGCAAAUGCAUAUUCUCAGCAUCAAAUUCCCACUGGACUCGAUAAUAUAUAGCCAGGCCACUAGAGGGAAGCAUAAGCUUUAAAACUAUCCUCUUGCAAAAGUCAUUCUGCAAAAAUCGUUCCGCAAGAAUAUUCAGGGUUCAAAGCUGACAGUAAUUGAACAAAAUGAAUUUUCCUGACCGAAUCAGGUCAACACUCCAGACACAACAUUCUUUGGUUUUAAAAUCUCAGUCCAUCAGCCGGUUGCUAUCCCCUCCAGGCUUCCCCUUUGAUCAGUGAACUGAUAGAGAAGAAGAAGAGUUUUCAAACUAUCUACCAAGGAAACCUCUUUUUCCAGAUCGAUUUGUUUUCUCAGGAACACCUGAGGAUUUGCAGAGAAUAAGUUAUUUAUAUUAUCAUCAAUAUCAUCAGUGAUGAUGGUGCCGUGUGGAGUGCUCCUCAGUCGCUAGAGCAUGAGACUCUAAAUCUCAGGGCCAUUGGUCCGAGCCCCACGUUGGACAAAAGAUUCCUACAUUGCAGGGUUGGACUAGAUGACCCUCGUGGUCCCUUCCACCUCGACAAUUCUAUGAUUCUAUGUUCAGUGUGCAAUGUCAGCCAUAUCUUAUUUCAGGAUAUUCCCUCCCACCAACCCCCACACUCCCCAGUUCCCCCCAUCCAAGAGCCAUGAGGCAUUCUGUACCCACUGAGCAUGCUCAGUCCACAUCAGGCUAUGGGGCUGGGUUACCUCUCAGGCAUCCUCCCCCUCCCAAAAAAAAAAUUUUUUUUCUACAUCUGCAAACUUUGGGAUACACCCAAAUAUACUGAUGAUUCCCUCUUGGUUCUCUGUAACCUUGUUUUGGCUGCCAUAGCUACCCUAACCCAGCCCUUGAGUACAAAAUUAUAUAUUCUAGGAGGAGCACAGAGAGUUAAGAAACACCAUAGUGUACCAGUAGCAGCAAAAAUGGACGCCUUCAUUUGACCCACCAGCAAUAAAACAUAUCUCUCCCCUAUCAGUCUCUACAGCCACAGCAGGCGCUGUAACUCUCCAAUUGUUAAACUUUGCCCCUGAAGACACACUCUUCCAUUGUCUCCUGAGACAGUCGGAUGCCAACAACAACAAAGAUGUGCUUACAUAAUGAUUCUGGAGAACAUCCUAGGACAGACAUCUUACACAGAGCAGCGGACUUCUGAGGUCUCUAUGUGGCCCCACAUUAACUGAAUGAAUGCAGCAGUCCAUACUAGAACCUCUACAAUACACAUCACAGUUAUGUUGGGCAAUCUGUCUUUUAAAGAAGCUCCUCUGUCAUCAUUGGUGUUAAAAAGAUCUGAUAAAGAUACUAGGUGUGCAGUCUGAAAACUCCUGGAUUUUAUUGGCAAGUGCAAACUAGGCAUGUUUACUCAGAACUGUAAAUCCCAGUAUAUUAGGGCUUACUCCUAGGUAAGCAUGCAUAGGAAUGCAGCCUGAAUAGAUAGUCAGACAAAACCAGCAUUUUCUUUCCAAUGUAUAAGAAACAUUUCUCACCAGUUCAUAAUCUGGAUAACAAAUAUAUCACAAGUCCAUUUACUGCAGCAAAAUGUGUUUAUUUCAGAUGAAAAACAAAACCAAUAUGCUUGUUGCACUUUUUUAAAAAAAAAUGAUUUAACACCACUUUUAUAUAAUCCAUUCCUAUUCAAGGCAGCUGUUAAGAAAAAACUGUUAUCUCGUCUUGUGAAUUUCAAACUACCAAACAAACGGAUAAAACAAAAUAAAUUAAUAAUUGUCACUUUUGUUCACAGGUCUGUCUGCAUCGGAGGAUCCUAAACUGCAAGAUGACCUUAAGGAAAUCAAAUACAGAAUCACCAUAAUAGAAAGAGGUACCUUUUUUUUAUUUAAAUCAUUGCUUCCUUCCAUAAGGUGAGGGGGGACAGGGCUUAGUGAACUGGGAGAAUCUGUGGCAGAGGGGAGUCCAGAAUGAGAGGCAGAAACUGAAGCAGGAGAAUGGGAGGAGGGAGGCCAAGAGGCAGAGAUGAGUCAGGCUGGUGAACAGUCAAGGGCAUCAUCCCCUCUUGCUGCAACCAACUCCUCUCUCCCUGGUCUCCCAGAACCAGAAGAGGCAUGAAGCAGGAGGAGCAAAGACAAGCAUGCAGAUGCAGUCUCUGACUGCUGGGAGGGUGGGGUGGACUCUGGAGAGCAAGAUGGCUUUGGGGAGGUGGGAAUAUUUAGACUUAGUAACUGAUACAUGGGGCAAGAACUACUGAGAAUCACUUCCUGUGCUUGUUAAACCAGACUCUCCACCAAGCCUGUGCAGAUCCUGUUCUUGGUAAUAAAGCGUUAACUUCAACAUGCACAGGGGGAUUUACUGCUGGAUCGCUCCUGUCAUCUAAUAGGACUAACCGGGUCUUUCAUUUUGUUUUUCAGCCUUGGCUUUGAGUGGAAAGAUUGUAACAGUUGGCAGUAAAGUGUUUGCCAGCACUGAAAAAACGGCUGAUUUUAACAAUUCAGUAAGAAUCUGCAAAGCAGCCCAUGGCACCAUUGCUUCUCCGACGAACAAGAAGGAAAAUGAUGCUAUUAUGAGCUUUGUUAAAUCCUUUAACACAUAUGUUUACCUGGGCAUUACUGAGGGGCAUGUUCCUGGGGAAUUUCAGUACCUGGACGGGGAGUCCCUGAAUUAUACAAACUGGUAUGAAAAUGAGCCCACAGGGAAAGGGGCAGAAAAAUGUGUUGAAAUGUACAGUGAUGGCACUUGGAAUGAUAAACGGUGCGAUGUGUACCGCCUCACCGUCUGUGAGUUUUAAACUGAACUGUCACAGAUCUUAAUAAAGGGUGUUGGGUGUUCUUUUUAGGUUCUAUGUAAUUGUGGGUUAUAGCAACUAAUCAGAUAUGUAACUUGAUAAGUUAUGAUUUUUCUGUGUUCAGAAAGGGAAAUCAAUAAAAGCACAAUGCAUUGCUUUCCUUUAUGUUUUCUGAGUGCAAAGGAUGAGCUAAACUAACUAGGUCAAUGUCAGCUUUGUUUAGAUGCAGAAUUGGAAUGUCUGAGACAUGAGUGAAAACGUGAUAAUAAAUAGGAUGAUCAGCUAAGAAUUAGAAUUUGUUGAUAAUGUCGUUACUGAGGGGGAAAAUCUGACUAAGACAUAAAUGUGUGUCCAUGGGGUAUGUAGGGGGAGAUCUGAGCUGAUCUGAGCAGAUGCUAAUGCUGUGGUGAGGUUCCUUUUUUGUUCAAUUCGCAAACCUACUUCAAAAUGAACAUUAUAAAAAUGGUGGCAAUGACCGCUCCCCACAUAAAAUGGGGGCUGCCUUUUGCGUGGUUGCGUGCAGCCCCCCGGAUCCCAGUGCAGCUCCUGGUAGUUCAUCCUCCCCAGGCUGGAUAUCUGGAGGUCUCCGCCUACCUCAGCCAAUCGCCCAAUCCCGCCUGGGGAGGCGUUGCCAGGGGAUCGGCCAGGUAGGGGGAGGGACUGCCCUGCCUUUCCAGACAACAGAAGGUGAAUCUUACCUGCAAAGCGUCAGUUGGCUCCAGAGCUUCUCCCUCUCUCAGUUAAGUCUUCUCCACAGGUACGCAGGCACUGCUAUGUCAUGGUUGCUGUUGAAGGGCCGGAAAUGAAUUUUCCUGCAUUGGCAGGUUUUGUCUUUCCUGUAGCAAAACGUCACAACUUUGGCAGUUUCAGGCCUUGGGCGGAAUCCUUUAGUCUAUCUUCCUAAAUGGGGGGGGGGUGAAGCAGUGAUCCACGCCCCCCUUGCGGCAGUGAUCCUAGGGUUCCCCGUUAAAGGGGUCUUGAGGGGAGGCCACACACCAAGAAGUUGUCAUUGCUCUCUCCUGCAACGGCGGUGAAACAGGGGGUGGGCUCUCUGCUUGAACAUAUGUUUUCCAGAGCCAGCCCAAUCCCCACAGAUUCUGGAUAACCCUGAUGUCUUCCAGAUCCCCAGCUGGGGACUGGGAAGGAUAAACGCCCAAUGCCUGAGCCAAGGCCUCCCAACAUCUGAAAUUUAAUAAAGUUGUGGCAAAUUUUAAUCCCAUAGCAUGUUGUCUUGAGUCAUUAUUCCACUCAGGGGUCGCCUGGGUUGGGGGGACUCUGCCUGUCCCCGCAAUGCUUUGCACGGAUCAUGCCUGCUAAAAGCACAGGUGCGGGCCUGACUAUAUAUAUUUUUGUUCAGUUGGCAAACCUACUUCAAAAUGAACAUUUUAAAAAUAGUGAAACAGCUUUGCAGGGCAGAAGCGCACUUCAAAGAUAAUAUAUCAGAACUACAGGUGAGUCAAGGUGAGGGGAAAGAGGACGUGAUGGAAAACAUUAUCUUAAUAUCAUUUGUUUCUCUACAAGCCAAAUAGCAGGUGUUUUCCACCUGUUCAGUCUGUGCCAGGGCAAAGCAUUUCUGUUAUGGGUGAUUCAACACUGCUUUCAUUUCGUGGCACAUAAAUCAUCCUCCCCCUUCCAUUUUGUUGAUGCCUGAAUUGUUUACUCAGCCUGGGAUUUACAACUGUUUGUUCAAGGUAGUUGCUGUGUUAUUGAAUAGCACACUUCCCCGACUGGACACGCUGGCACCUGUGUUGGUAUUUGCACAGAUAUUCAGAUUAUUAAUUUUGGCAACGCUGUGCAUAUAUGCCCCCUUUUCUUGCCCCUACAAAAUUGUUUUACAUUCUAUGUAACUAAGAAUGGGCACCAAGGACAUUGAUUCCUGCAAAGGCCAAGAGGACAACCAGACUCUUACAGACUUUCCAAGGCUGGAUCUACACUGACCUGUUUAACAUUAUUAGAACAAUAUUAGAUAUGUCGUUCUAAAAUGUCACAUACUCGUUAAUUAAAACUUGUUUACUUUAGGUUUUUUCCCGUCAAAAUACUGUUUCCCUGCUGCUGGUUGCUAUGCUGCAUUUUAAUAACACAUUACAAAUGUUAAAAUAGGAUGUUGUGUCCAUAUAUGUUAUCAAAACCAUUCCUUAACCCUUCCUUAAUAUUAAAAGCCAUGAGUGUAGAUCUGCCCCAAGGGUCCCUAUUUUCCAAGGAUUUACAGAAGCCAUCCCAGUUUCUGAGUCGAUUCCAGAAUAUUUCGCUUUUCUGUAGGACAUCCCUAUUUUCAUCAGAGAAAUGUUGGAGGGUAUGGAGUUAUGCAACCUCUGAACCAAGGAAAUAAGUAACGAUACAACCUUUAGAGGACAUCUGAAAGCAGCCCUGUAUAGUUUUAUUGAGUUUUUAUAUAUGAUGGAAGCAACCCAGAGGGCUGGGGCAACCUAGUCAGGCGGGGUAUAAACGAUUCAUCAUCGUCACCAUCAUCUUCCUAGCUUAUUUCUCACAGCGUUAGCCACUACAUUGCUAAAUUAGGAAAUGUGGUAGGGUGGGGGGUUUUUUGCUUCAUGGAUAUAAUCAAUACCGUAACCAUUCGGUAAGGGCGACAGAUGGGAGGAUAAUUUAGGCAGGUUGACUAUUAAUGAUACUAUUUAAAAACGUCUAUUAUUGUUUAUUAUAAUACGGCAGGGGGGUAUUGGUGCAGUGCAUCUCUAUAACAGAACUAGAAUCUUAAAUACAUAGGCAUCUCCUCUGAGUCAGACGAUAAGAACCCUACAAAGGAGGUUUUCCUUCCCUCCCUGCCUCAUUCUAGGAAUUCCAUCUGAAGCAGGCUUAUCAGGCAGUUAAGUCCUUUUGAACUAUGUGGAGAACUACUUUCACACAGCCAUCUCUAAAUAUAAAAGCAUCCCGUCAAAUCCUAGGAUUACCAAAGAGCCCAUUAGGUAUGACAGCAGCAGGGUGGGGAGUGCUUUUAUGUGGGCUCCUCCAGAGACAUGGCCACACUGGGGGUGAAGCCAAACUCCUGGAGAAUCACAGCGCCUGCUGUGGCUGCAGAGACUGGCAACUCAUAACUGCUGCCCCCUGCAUUGUUUUUGCUGCGUUAGCUGCACUGAAGUGACUUCCCCGGGGUACAAGCCUGGGCAGUAUGUAUGAAGGUCCUCGGCUGCGCAGACAAGAAGACCCCACUCUUGGCCUCGCUGAGGUGGUCCAAAGGAAAACAGAGCAAUACGUUUGGCACCAGCUUGGCUGCAGGAGUUGCCAGAAGGAGGCAUGCAAAGCACCAUCCAACCAUCUUAGGGACUCUACUCCGAAUUUGUGUAGGGUUUGCUCCUUAGCCUUUUCUUCUCCUAAAGAUGUCCUUCAAAGCAGCAAAUAGAUUGAAUUUCCACAUCAGCCAAAUUAAUAUGCAGAUUAACUGAACGACUAGUGCUUGAUCUCGUACCCUUAGGAGCAGUAUGGUGUACAGGCGAAGCUUUUCCCAACACAAUAAUAAACAUGAUCACCAGCUAAAUGUCUACAUUUCAAGAUGCAGUUAUAGACUGGACUUUGGCAAGCUUAAAUAGACUGAUCCGUGCCAGAGGGAGUAGGGGAGUAAAUUGGGAUUUUGUUUUUGUAUCUCCCUCCUAUGUAAUACUGGAAAUCAAUAAAACAGUAAUCAGUUGGAAAGUUGGCAACGCUAAAGAUGCGUGCAAUUUUCAGUUAGAAAUCUGAAACCGAAUCACAGGCAAAUCCAGAGUCCAGCAAAUUCAGCAGUUGUCUUUACAGCUCCUGAAAAGUAAUUGGCUCGGCGUACACAGCACGACAUUAAUUAUAGCAGCAUCCCCGCCACCUCCAAUGUAAAUGGCUUUAACGAGAAUGUACCAAUGACUCAUUUGUCCUUCUCGUAAAACCUCUGAGGGGUGCAAAGCCACCUUGUCCAGUUUGUAUUUCGCCCAAACUGUGUGAAACAAACAGAGCAGGAGCACAUGGAAAGCUGCGUGGAAAUUUCCCUAAAUGGACGGUGUUGCUUUAAGAGCAAGCAGGUGGGAGGUGAUACAGGCACCCUACUCCAAAUAGUUGUCUAUUUCUACUGUAAUACCAGCUAUUGCCUGAUCCCUGGUGUCCUAGAGAUUGCUAGUCUCCCUUGCUUUUUGACAGCUUCAUUAAACAGCUGGAAGCUUUUGCGGGAAGAAAAUGUGCUUUACUUCAGUUUGGCAACCCUGAAUAAAAACCUACAACAAAGAGCAACUUGAGUCGAGAUCAAAGGCACGUGGAGGCAAAAAUAUUUUAUAAAAGCAGGUAAGACUGGAAAGACCAGACCUCUAAAUUAUACUGUGUGUGUGUUGUGUGUGGUAAACUGUCUCUCUUGACUACAAUAAAUGCAGCCUAGUGUACUGUGAUGGAAGCCUUGCUUUUCCUAAAAGGUUAGGUUUAAAAUAAACAUUUGGUGACCUAUUCUGAUAGAAUCCUCCUCACAUUUGCCUGAAAAUAUUAUUAUCCUGAGAAAACAGGGGCUGAUAUUUCUGGUGUUUUUUCUUGAAGAAGAGAAUCAUCUGAAAUUUUGAGGAGGGAAUUGUUGCCUAACCAGAGUGGGCUUCUGACCAAAAUAUGCCUAGUGGGAAGCUGUGGAAAGACCCUUGUGAAAAGACCCUGUUUCUUUUGGCCACACUUCCCAGAAUGCCUUGGGAGGGAUGCGACAUGAUGCAGUGUUGCUCUCAAGGCAAUUUCAGAGAAGCUUCUACCCACAAAAAAAUACUCUUCAGGAGGUAAAGGGUAAAGGGACCCCUGACCGUUAGGUCCAGUCGCAGACGACUCUGGGGUUGUGGCGCUCAUUUUGCUUUACUGGCCGAGGGAGUCUGCAUACAGCUUCUGGGUCAUGUGGCUAGCAUGACUAAGCCGCUUCUGGCGAACCAAAGCAGUGCACAGAAAUGCCAUUUACCUUCCCCCCAGAGCAGUACCUACUAUCUACUUGCACUUUGACGUGCCUUCGAACUGCUAGGUUGGCAGGAGCAGGGACCGAACAACAGGAGCUCACCCCGUCGCGGGGAUUCGAACCGCCGACCUUCUGAUUGGCAAGUGCUAAGCUCUGUGGUUUAACCCACAGCGCCACCCACAUCCCACACUUCAGGAGAGCUUGGUUUUAAUUCUACACAACAAAUGGCCCCAAAGAAAAAUGAUCAGCACAGCUCAAGGUAGGAUUCCAAUGUUUUUAACAGUGGUGCAGAAUAUGCAGUUUGGGUAGGUUCAACUUUGCAUGCAGAGCUGACCAGCAUUGUUCUGUCUGCACAGCUGUUAAAAGAACUGGAUCUGUCUUCUUCUUUGAAUCUGGUCAUCUUAAUGGCACAUGAACAAUUCACGGUUUUAAAUAGUAUCAUUAAUAGUCAACCUGCCAAAAUUAUCCUCCCAUCUGUCAUUCUUGUAGGAUGGUUAUGGUAUUGAUUAUGUCUAUGAAGCAAAACACACACACACAUAAAAACAAACCUAGUGCAUUUCCUAAUGCAGCAUCAUAAAACGAUUAAUUUAGUGCAAUGGAGUGGCUAACUGAGUGAGAAAUGAGCCAGGAAGAUUAUCAUCUCUGGUAUGCAUUUUGCUUUCCCAUCCACGCAACAGAAUUUCCUCAUGAGACCUAGAGUUUUCUCAGCCUUUGUCUGCAACAUUUGGAUAAAUGUGUGUACCUACCUCACAGGGCUGUUCUAAGGAUAGGGCAAAGUACUUUGUUGCAGUGGAAUGGUAAGUGUGAAGUGGUUUUGAAUAUAGUGAUACCUUGGUUUACAACCAUAAUCCGUUCCGGAGGUCCAGUUGUAAACCAAAACAGGUUGUAACCCAAGUCGUGCUUUCGCCAAUAGGGCCUCCAAAAAAAAUUUGGUUGUAAUUAAAAUAAAAAAUGGGUUGUAAUCCAAAAAAAGGGGCACACACUUCAGGGUUUGACGUGUUUGUAAUCCAAAACAGUUGCAAACCAAGGUACCACUGUAUUUGAAAUUCGCCAUUGCUUAAAAUGCCCUGUAGCACCCCUACACACCACACACUGCCCUAAAUCUGCCUCUGACCCACCGUUCACUAAAAUAAUUGUCCAACACCUGCUUCCUGAAAUUUGGAAGGUCUCAACCAAUGAGAGAACCUUUCUGCGUUGGCCUUUCCCCACCAGAAUGCCCUCCUCUGAGAUGCUUAUCAGGCAUCUACAUUGAUGUAGGUAUUUGACUGACAAUAUUAUAUUUCAAUUUGUGAAUUCCUUUACCUUUUUACUUCCUGUCACAGUGGUUUGGGGAGGGAUGCAGAAAGGCGGACUUUGGAACAAAAUGAGUGGUGUGGUUUUUUUGUGGGUUUUUUUUUGUUUGUUUUUUUAAGUACUGAAUCCUGUUCUAUUUAUUUAUUUAUUUUGUCUAUGGCUUCUUAACCCUUGCACCUACCCUCCUUACUGAAAGCAUAAACCACACAGAAGGUCCUUAAACCUUUUUAUUAAAAAAAAAAGUAUUUUAACUGUGUGUAGCCAAGGACCCCUGAGCCUAUUUGCACUGAAACGGAACAUUUUUAACCUCUCAGAAAAGGCUACUUUGACGGCGAACUUCACCCACUUAUGCCAAAAAAAUUAAAAGUCUAUAGGCAGGGCUUUUUUCAGCUGGAAUUUGUCAGAACUCAGUUCCAGCACUUCUCAGGUAAGCAACAUUGCCAUCGUAAGAGAGCAAGGGAGGUGUUCAUGGUGAGUUCCAGCACCUCUUUUUCUAGAAAAAUGACAUUGGUUAUAGGCAUCUAUAUAUAGUUCCAUUGUAGUCAAUUUCAGACUUUGGAAAGCAAGGCAAUGAAUCAUAUGCCAUGGAUACGAGGUGAAAUGUGAGGUCGAUCUGAGCAGCUAAGCUGAGGCAAUGUCCUAUUUGAGACAGCGAGGUAGAUUCUCAGGCUAAUGUUUUUCUUCGCACAGCUAUAAUAAUUGUUAAUGAAUAUGUUAAACCCAUGAGUAUUCUUGGGUACUCAAUCUGUAUUUCUGCCUCUUUGUACUAUUUUUAUCUAAGCACAUUAACCAUGGAAAUACAGAGGGGGUUUUCUGCUUCUUUGUACCAUUUUUAUCUUAUCACAUUCACAAAGGAAAUAUAGACGAGGCAUUGUUUCUCCUUGCCGAGAUGAAUAGCUAUUCAAACGAAAAGAGGAAAAGAAAAUGUAGCACACAAAAUGGUUUCUGAUUGAAAUAGAUAACAGCGUUCUGCAAGGCCCCCUCAAAAGAGCAAUGAACGAAUGCAUUCUGGAAACCAGCCUGCCAUAUUGACAAUGGGCACAAUGAUUCUGGGCAGAAGUCAGUGCUUCUGCACUUUGGUCCUAUCUGCCUAGGUGGAAGUUGCUCUCAUUUCAGUGGGGAUUACUCCCAAGGAAGGGUCUAGCUCAGGGAAAGCAAACAGUGUGCUUUCUCGGUGUAGUUGGACGCCAGCUCCCAUCAUCCCCAGUCAGAAUGUUCAAUGACUGGGGGAAUGAUGGGAGUUGUAGUCCAACAGCUUCUGACUGGAGGGCACCAUCUUAGCUACGUUUAAUUUAAGUGCUGCAGGCAUUUAUUUAACAGAAAUGUGUGGGGCCAAGCUUGAUAUGGUUUGUGCAAUCUGUCUGGAAUGUACCCUUCCCUGUUGCCACGAAAUUAAUAGAAGGGGAUAGUUAAGUCAGCAAAACAACUGACUUAACGCCACCCCACGUACAAUGGCAUACCCUCCAACAUUCCUUGAAUGAAAGUUGGUACAUUCUAUUCUACAUCAGUAUCACUGCUGAGGGGAGCUUUUAAUUUUAAUUUUCUGAUUUAUUCAUUUUUUUGCAUGUUAAUAUCUUUAUUAAAGUUUUCCAUGAUACAAACCACCACCACCUGAAGCCCAGCUAGCUCCUGUCCCCACUCUUGGCCCCUAUAACCCAAUUGCCUCCCCACACCCCUCAAACUCCAGCCCCCCACAGGCUUGCCUGCACCCCACCCACCAGAACCUUCCCCAUCACCCCACGACCCCCAGGACCUGCUGCUGCCCAGGGUCUCCUCCAGUCAUCACCUUCUUUUCAGGCCUGACCUGGCUCUCUUUCUCCUUUUUAUUUGGCCAGCUGUAUGGGUGGUUUCGGGACGUGGGUGGCGCUGUGGGUUAAACCACAGAGCCUAGGAUUUGCCGAUCAGAAAGUCGGUGGUUCGAAUCCCCAUGACGGGGUGAGCUCCCAUUGCUCGGUCCCAGCUCCUGCCAACCUAGCAGUUCAAAAGCACGUCAAAGUGCAAGUAGAUAAAUAGGUACCGCUCCGGCGGGAAGGUAAACGGCAUUUCUGUGCGCUGCUCUGGUUCGCUAGAAGCAGCUUAGCCACAUGACCCGGAAGCUGUCUGCGGACAAACACCGGCUCCCUCAGCCAAUAAAGCGAGAUGAGCACCGCAACCCCAGAGUCAGUCACAACUGGACCUAAUGGUCAGGGGUCCCUUUACCUUUACCUUUAUGGGUGGUUAUGGGGCCUGCCAGGCUGGAGAGUUGUAGCCUCCCACAGCGGGGAAGGUGGCGGGAUCCCCGUUGCCUCGCGCUUCCUUCCUGCUCCCCUUUCCGCUACUGCUGCUAUUCCACAGGUCAGCCUGGUCCCUCUCUCGGAUCCAGCAAAAGUCUCUCCCCACCUCACCUUCUCUGACUCCCAGGAGCGGUGGCAAGGGAGGUGAUAUUGGUGGAGGGGGAGGCCUCAGUUGGCAAUCUUCUCUUCCUACUGCUUCCCCCAGUGUGAAGCCAUUUCUGAUUAGCAUACCUCAACAAUGAUGGGAACUUGGGAACUUGGGACUCCGCAUGACAUAGGGAGAAGCCGUGAUGGCUUAAUGGUUUUCGUGACGGUCCUGGUAUUUUCAGGGCAGUUGAAGAUCAUGCAAUGGCCAUGAACCAAAUCAGCCCACUACCCCAACAGCUGUUUUUAGUGAAAUACAAAGAUAUCAGGAGAUCCAUUCAGGGCUCUCACUGUCAUAGUCUUUGGCCCUUAGCUGACAAGCCACUUCGGAAAUUGGGGGAAUUCUUAGCAGAGAAGUAGCAGACAGAAGGGAGAUGCCUAGCUCUUUUUCUCCCCCCAUCACUUGUCACCUGAAAAAUAUUUCCAUUGGAAUCUGGAAUCCUUCAAGGGUAAAACAAUUGUGCUCCAGCAAAAAAGAGAGAGAGAGAGAGAGAAAGAAACACCCAAAAAACAACAACCAGAAAACUUAAACAAGGAACUGAAACUCUUUUGUUUGCCAUGAAAGUAAGAAAGAACCGUGCUAUGUUUUACAGAUGGUUGACUUUUAAGCUCAGCUUUUCAGCUAUUGUUAAACACUACAUAUUUAGUUUGCUAAUAAGGAUGUCCAAGAGAGUGAUCCUACAAAGGUCUUUUUUUCCUAAAACAGAUUCUGUAAGUCAUACAUAUUUAUGAUUAUAAUAUAAUAUGAUCAUGAAAAUCAUCAGUUCAUCAAACAUAUUUUACAAGAGGAUCCAUGAGAGCCUUCUGCCUUGUGCCCAGCUCAAGGCUAUCAUAGUCAAUAGCAAAGUGAACCAAGUGACCUUUAGACAACUCCAAAAAUAGUCCUUUGAAGUUUAACAAUGGAUUAUGAAACAAGUUGCAUAAAUACGGAGUGAUUGGGCAAAAGCAUACAUUUAUAGAAUAUUACAGCCUCUUUUAAAAAACCAGUUUAGGGAUAUAUAUUUUUCAUUGCUGGAAAUGAAAGGGCAAAUGAAGGGCAAAAGCCUCAAUUUUCUCAGAGUCCACAAGAUGUUGCAUGGUGUCUGCUCCCUUUGCACAAUGGGGGCAACCAAAUUUCAUCUUUGCCCAGCAUUUCUACAGCAGUCUGAUUCUCUGAAUGGUACUUCCAAGCACCAGAAGGAGGUUUUAGAUAUACCUGUGUCUUAUCUAUAUCUAUAUCUGUAUCCCUAAAGGGGAGGAAACCCAAAACAGCUCAGUGAGAACUAAGCAUUAUCAGUGGGAUGAGAUUGUUAGGGGGUGGGAGAAUGAAAUAGAAUGGAAUAUAUCAUUGCAGAUCUGGAAGGGAUCCUGAGAGUCAUCUAGCCCAGGCCCUUGCAGUGCAGGAAUCUCAACUAAAGCAUUCAAGACAGAUGGCCAUCCAAGCUCUGCUUACAAACCUCCCAGGAAGGAGAGUCCACCACCUUCUGAGGGAGUCUGUUCCACUGUCAAACAGCUCUAACUGUCAGAAAGUUCUUCCUGAUGUUCAGUCGGAAUCUCCUUUCUUGUAACUUGGAUCCAUUGGUUUGAGUUCUAGCCUCCAGAGCAUGAGAAACGAGCUUGCUUCACCUUCCAUGUGACAGCUCUUCAGAUAUUUGAAGAUUGCUAGCAUUUCUCCUCUCAGUCUCCUCUUUCCAGGAUAAACAUACCCAACUCCCUCAACAGUUCCUCAUAGGGCUUGGGUUGCAGACCCUUGAUCAUCUUGGUUGCCCUCCUCUGCACACAUUCCAGCUUGUCAUUAUCCUUCUUAAAUUUUGGUGCCGAGAACUGGACACAGUACUCCAGGUGUGGUCUGACCAAGGCAGAAUAGAGCGGUACUAUGACUUCUCUUGAUCAGAACAUGAUGCUUCUUUGAUUCAGCCUAGAAUAGCAUUACCAUUUUUUGCUGCUGCAUCACACUGUUGAGUUUGUGGUCCACUAAGACCCCUAGAUCUUUUUCACGUGUACUACUGACAAGGCAGGUGUCCCCUGUCUUAUAUUUGUACAACUGCUUCUUCCUAUCUAAGUUCAGAACCUGGCAUUUCCUUGUCCACAGUUACAUCAGCACAUAACCAGUUCUAAUUGGCUGUGUACUGUUGUGACAUCUUCUCAAUCAUGACACGCUCACCAAUUGACUGGCAUCAUUCAUGUGACUACACUCUGAAAGAUUAAGGCCCUGGGAAGGAAAAUGGUGCCACCAUCGUAGCAGGGCGUACAAAUUAGGCCAGCAGUCUCAACCACUGAGCUACACAAUUAAAAGAUUUCAUGUGAUUUAAAAGUUAUAUAAUGAUGGUGUGGUGCAGAAAAAGAAAACCCACAUUGACUAGCUGCAUUCCAAAGCCAUAGAAUUAAUUAUGCCUGCAUACUUAACAACGUAUCAUUUGCAUGUAUGUUCCAAGUGCAAAUUGAUCUCCAGGAAGGACUUUUUCCCGUCUCAAGCAUAAUCUUGCACAAUUUGCCAAUGGGGACACUUAGCAGGUACAACAAUAAGGAAGGGGAGGUUUCCGAGGGCAGUGUGCACAAAGAAACAGAUCUUCAAGUGGAAAGCAAACAGGAUCUGUUUUUAUGGACCACAGAAACAUGGUGGUAUCAGAAUUCUCUACACAAAAGUCAUUAAUGAGAAGGAAUGGAUCAUUCUAUUUACACAUUGAGCAAGAUUCAUAGUUUAUCCAUUUUGAAAACAAUUCUUUUGCUUCUUGUUUUCUGGCUGAAAGCUCUGAGAGAGCAUCUAAGUUGCCCUGCUCCCUAAAUCCUGUCAAUGUUUCUUAGGUAACCAAGAAAGUUGCUUAAAAAAAAAAAAAAAGCUCACACAGCAACCUUUCCUGCCAAGAGACUUUUUUCUUAAUGUUCUGGUGUUCUCUUUCCUUCACAUAUCGCCCCAACUUUUUGUGUUGAGCCACCAUUUUUAGUUGACAGAAGAAUGAACUUGUUUUCUUCCACUAUAUAGUUCUCUUUGGCUUUGGUUGUCAUGCCUCAGUGUUUUAAAAAUCUCCAUCCAAGGACACUUCCUCAUGCUUAUUCCAGGGUAGGGAGUCCUAAAAGCACUAGUUGAUUAAUAGGUUGCCAUUUUUUAAUUGAUGGGGUUGAGAGUUAAGGGCAUUUUUGUGUGUGUAGCUAUUUUGGUUUGCCUGUAAUCCAAUGUAACAGAGAAUGAGGGGAAAUAUUAAAAAUUGCCUUUCCCUUCAAGAGAACAUGGUAAUCUUAAUUUUGACUACCCUGUAUGAUGACCUCCGUUGGGAGAGAAACAGGUAAAUGCAUUCCUGUUUAUUCUCCUCAACCUCUUGGCAGCUAUUGAUACCAUCAACCAUGGAAUCCUUCUGGAGAGGCUGUCCAAGAUAGGGGUGGGUGGUACCGCUUUGUGAUGGUUCUGAUCCUACUGGGACGGACCUUUCCAGCGAGUAAUGCUUGGAGAGUGCUCAUCAGCCCCAUAGAGCCUUCAAUGUAGGGUUCAUCAGGGUUCAGUUUUAUCCCUCAUUCUGUUCAACAUCUACAUGAAACCACUGAGCAGGGUCAUCUGGAAGUUUGGAGUGCGUUGUCAGCAAUCUGCUGAUGACACACAGCUCUGCUUCUCCUUUACAUCUGCAGGUGUGCAGGGGGUGAGCUGGAUUGUUGUCUUGCCUCAGUAAUGGACUGGAUGAGAGCCAAGAAACUGAAGCUCGAUCGAGGUAAAACUGAGUCACCCUUAGUGAGUGGUUCCCUAGGCCAGAUGGAUGGGGUUACACUCCCUCUGAAGGAGCGGAUAUGCAGCUUGGGGGAUCUUUGGUUCCUUUGCUGUCACUGGAGGCACUAGAAGAAGAAGAAGAAGAAGAAGAAGAAGAAGAAGAAGAAGAAGAAGAAGAAGAAGAAGAACUCUUCAAGCAACACCAAAAUUGAGGCCUUGGCAAUGCAUGUUUUAUCUGAAUAUAAUCAAGUGGUUCAUUGGUCAUGAAAAAGUCAUUGUUGUUGUUGUUUAGUCGUUUAGUCGUGUCCGACUCUUCGUGCCCCCAUGGACCAGAGCACGCCAGGCACUCCUGUCUUCCACUGCCUCCCACAGUUUGGUCAAACUCAUGCUGGUAGCUUCAAGAACACUGUCCAACCAUCUCGUCCUCUGUCGUCCUCUUCUGCUUGUGCCCUCAAUCUUUCCCAACAUCAGGGUCUUUUCCAGGGAGUCUUCUCUUCUCAUGAGGUGGCCAAAGUAUUGGAGCCUCAGCUUCACGAUCUGUCCUUCCAGUGAGCACUCAGGGCUGAUUUCCUUAAGAAUGGAUACGUUUGAUCUUCUUGCAGUCCACAAAAAAACAUGGGAGGGAUACAGCUUUCAACAGAGUCCUCUUCUUUCGUCCUUUCUUCUGGCCAUCAGACCAUUACGAAGGAGUGUGAAACCUCACACGCAGAGACCAAAGGCCUCUUCAGGCCUCUCAGUCUGAUCCAGGGCCAGCGUGUCACAUUUUGUUGCUUGAAGUGAAACACAAAGUGCCGCCCCCACCUCCACGGCACCCAUGGAGAAGUGGCUCAGGUAUCAGCACCCAUUUCUGGCAAGAUCUUGCCAGAAAUCGGCAGCAGGGUGGGCAGGGAGCCCACAAGGGUGCCGACUUGACUGCUUCACUCUGCCUCAUGCGUGGGCUGGUCCUAGUCUGACCCAUGGGACUCUCCCCAAGCUAGACUGCUUCCCUAGCCACACACCUCCCCAGGUGACAGCCCUCACUGGCCUUGCUUAAACAACACCCUCCUUGAAUAAUUUUGCCUGGCUGGAAUGUUGCCCUUGGAUUCUGAUCAUGCCUUUUGCUCGACUGGACGGAGGAUUAGAGGAGGGUGUGUGAGUGUGUGCAGAAAGGCAAAAUGUACAUUGUCUCUGCUCCACCCACAUUUGGUUGUGGCCCUCGGGUUGCACAAGGCUCCUCAUCCCUGUCCUCAGGCAAGCACAGGUCACAGAAACUACUAUUCACAACGUGAGGCUGGUGCAUGGAUAGUGAUCUACUCCUUCCUCUGCUCCCCAGAUCUGCAAAUUCCUCCUGUUGUGGGCUGGCUAGGGCUUCUUUUAUAGAUCACGCCAUAGGCGAAUUGGCAGGUCAACAGGCAACCUUUUGAAAACGCUCAGUUCAGACUUAUUUCUUUUUCACGUCAUUUUUGGAGGUGUUAGCCGGUAUUGCUGCUGGAGCUGUCUUGAAAACUCAUGUGAGGUGUGCGGUUGUUUUGUUCUUUCCCUCUCUCCCUUAGGUACGUGUUUGAGCCAAGACGGCUGA
Molecule: messenger RNA, 21478 nt
Organism: Podarcis lilfordi (Lilford's wall lizard)
Lineage: Eukaryota; Metazoa; Chordata; Lepidosauria; Squamata; Lacertidae
Source: the annotation of a GenBank genome assembly